Messenger RNA from Polychytrium aggregatum, 1615 nucleotides. RefSeq lists its product as uncharacterized. Bases 74 to 1327 code for a protein of 417 amino acids. The transcript is spliced from 4 exons. The record is from RefSeq and is a predicted model, not a curated record. Lineage: Eukaryota; Fungi; Chytridiomycota; Chytridiomycetes; Polychytriales.
CGGCCAGCCAGCCAGCCAGCACCGCAUUGCGACCACCUCCCCGCCGUCGUUCUCCGCUGUUCGCUCACUCAGGAUGGACUUUGUUAACUUUGCUCAAGCCGCUGUCGAGUCGCAAGUGCACCACCGCCAGGAAGGUGGCACACGAGACGGCUCGCAGAACCCUGACGGGCUGAACCUCCAGCUGCCCCACUUCAUCACUUCGGCCAUUGACAAGUUUUUGGACGGACUCAAGCCCGACCUUCACCCCAGGGUGGUUACCGAGAUUCAAGUUGCCCAAGACUGGGUCCUGCAGACCUUUGAGGAUAAAUGCCGUGAAGUCUUCCAGGAUAUUGCCAAUGGGGAUUUCAAGGAGGCCGCUCUCGACUUGAUCGGAGAAGGUGAGAAGCCUUACAACGCCGGCCAGAACCAAGGCCAACAGUAUCAGCAGAACCAAGGUCAACAGUACCAGCAGAACCAAGGUCAACAGUACCAGCAGAACCAGGGCCAACAGUACCAGCAGUACCAGGGCCAGCAGAACCAGCAGUACCAGCAAUAUCAGGGCUCCAGGGCUGUUGCUGGUGAGCGUGGAAUCGGCGGCGACCGCGGCAUCUUGCAGGAAAUCGGACAGGUUGCUUCGGAAGUCAUUGGCAGUGCCGCUGUCGGUGGCUUCAUUGGCUCCGCCACCAAGGGUCGCUUCAACCGAGACAACGCCAGAGAUAUCGCCGAUCAGAUGCUUCCUCUCCUCAAGAACGAGAUUGGCCAAAUGCUCGCCAGCGGCCACCAGACGCUCGCCACCCAGUUCACCGAAGCAUCGAUCAACCAUAUCAAGCUGUAUCUCCAUGGCAACAUCACCACCCAUGAGGUCGCCCAAGCCUCGGCCCGCGAUCUUGGCGGCUUUGCCUCCAACAUUUUCGGUGGCCAGCAUCAGGCUGCCUCUCGCGAUGUCGAGUCGGAUGAGCACCACGGUGGUCUGUUCGAGAUGUUCAACCGCAAGGUGAGCGAAGGUGUUCACCACAUCCGCGACAAGGUUCGCCUUUCGCUCCACCAGAUCGUCCUUCAAAUCGAAGACCACCUCUGGUCUCUCCUCCCCGACGGUAUUCGCCGCCCGCUUUCCGCCAUUUUCGGCAACAACGGCCAGCGCGGCAUCCCGAACGACCGCGGCAUCAUCGAAGAGAUCGAGCAAGUCUUUGAGGAGGAGGUGCAGAAGCUGGAAAACGGUCUUCACCAGCACGUCCGCGGCCUCGUCUCCCAGGCGCACACUACCCUGGAGACCAAGGCGGUCAUGCAUUUCCAGGAUGUGAUCAUGAUCCAGGUUCACAAGGUUUUGCCCAACGCUCGCGUCGAUUGAAAAACCAAACGCUCCUCACAGCGUUGGCAGCCAAUGAGCAUCAGCUUCGUCUUGAAGGUCAGCACUAGCGCUUGCGCUAGAUGGCCCGGUCGAUGUGACUGUAGUUCGUGAUGUACUUGCAUCACGAGGCACUCCUUGUAAAUGUGUGACCCGCUCGGUGUGCUUGUACACUGUAUUCAGGGGAAAAUGGGACACCUGCCCACAACCCAUUUGUCAGCGUAGUAUGCGAUGGCAUGUGUCUAGCUAAGCCAUAAGAAAUAUAACAGAUCACUUUGGCAGCCUCCGAGU